Messenger RNA from Cooperia oncophora, 976 nucleotides. The record is from the annotation of a GenBank genome assembly. NCBI's taxonomy places the organism in Eukaryota, Metazoa, Nematoda, Chromadorea, Rhabditida, Trichostrongylidae.
AUGAAGCUCGCUGCCAAGAGCGAUUCUCUCCUGAGAAGUCGUAAGAGUGCAGAAACGGCCAAUGGUGCGAAUGAGGAUCAAUGCAUCUCGUUCAGACUUGGGGAGCGCGCACCACCAUCAAACAUGGUGCGCACCAGCAACUACACCUAUCUCAACUUCUUGCCGAAAUUCCUUUUCGCCCAAUUCAAACAAGUGGCCAAUUUGUUCUUUCUGGUAUUGUCAGUCAUACAGACACUGCCAGGGCUGGCACCCUUCGGUCGACAGGCAACAAUCAUGCCACUCACUUUCAUCAUCGGGACUUCAGCCGUUCGCGAAUUUUAUGAGGAUAUGCGCAGGCGUGUUCGAGAUCGUAAGAUGAACUACCAGAAGUGUUAUGCGCACACUGAUGAGGGAUGGAGGAUGAUUCCAUGGUGUGAACUUCACGUCGGUCAAAUGAUCCGAGCUGUGAAUGGCGAGCAGUUAGCGGCUGAUUGUCUCAUUCUUGCAACAUCUGAACCAGGUUCUGUCGCCUAUGUUGAGACAGCGAAUCUUGAUGGAGAAAGCAACCUCAAGGUCAGACAAGCGGCUCCGACACGACUCUCCAACAACGAAAGCAGCAUGAACGUCAGUUUUCUCGAAGUAGUCAUGUUUGCAGGGUCUAAAAUCAGACUGUACGAGAAGUUUUGGCAAAGCGGUGUGGAGAUUGUCUACGAUGCUCCAAACGCAAAAAUCUACGAAUUUCAAGGCCGUAUGUCCGGAAAAUCACGUCUUCUGCAAGUAUCAGCGGAGAGCUCAAGUUUCAGCUCCAACACAGGUAUGAGGAACAUUCCACGAAACUUCGGUGGAAGCUUCCAUUCCCAAAGUUACAAUAAACAAAUAGCGGCCAAUUCAGCGAACGCUCAUGUUAUUUUGAGAGGAGCCCGGUUGAAGAACACGGACAACAUCUACGGUAUCGUGCUCUACACAGGACCGGACACUAAACUCUUCAAAAGCAGUA